Cuscuta campestris is the source of this 1901-nucleotide messenger RNA. The record is from the annotation of a GenBank genome assembly. NCBI's taxonomy places the organism in Eukaryota, Viridiplantae, Streptophyta, Magnoliopsida, Solanales, Convolvulaceae.
ACAAGCAAAAUGCAUUAGGGUCUUCACAAGGAAGAUGGUUUCAUAUUUAAACCAUGUGUAGAGGAGCAUCAAAACAUUAAACAAAAGAAUUCCACAAGCGCAGAGUUGGAUUGAAAUUGGUCAAGAGGUAGUGUUAAAAUCACCCCAUUUAUUUAUACAAUAAACUAAAAAGUAAGACAACAGCUUAGAAGCGUUCCAAAUAUAAAACUGAAGUCUUGGAUGAAGACCAUCCUAAUACCAGUAAGACACUCUGGAAUAAGAAGUUUUUUCUAAUCCUGAGGAUGCAUAUCAGGAUUGAGUCCAUUGGCACUGGAUUGGUCAGGAGCAUCUGAGGUUUGCGCAUUUUGAAAAGCAGCCUUUCUCAGUUCAUUUUUUAUGUAAAUUUAUCUCAGCAGUGUGCCUAAAAACAUGUUCCCCUUUUUUCCUUUAUCUUUCACGAUCAGCUCUUGGGAAGGGCUUGCCUUCAGUUUCUCAGUCUGAUGACUAGUGCCAGAUUCUUUCAUUUUCGGUGGAUCUAGAACCAAACAAAAGCUCAUAACUAUCACAAAUUUAACAGAUUCCCCAUCCAAAAAAUGCAUUGGAAAUAUUACUCAUUUUAUUUAUCAUUAACACUCUAUCCACUUUGCAGAGGCAAACAAAACGCAAACACUUCAGAUUGGUUUGAGAGGAUUCAUUUUGUUUUGUUUAUUUUUCUAAAAGGCUAAAAAAUUGAGAUGUGUUAACUCAAAAGUGUAGCAACAAUCAGAUAGUAAUAUCUAUAUCAACAAACCAAUACACCACGCAACAUCUACAGCCAAAUAUCCAAUCAUCGUCAUCAUCAAAGCAGAUCAUAAAGGAAAUUCGAGCCGUUACCGACGAUCAUCAUAACAAUUUUAACACUAUCAUCCCUAAUUUCAACAUUACAAAGCACACGUCAUAACCAACCGAUAAUCAUCAACAUCAUCAUCCUCAAGUUGCGACUUACUCUGACCGAAACCACACAAAUCAAACGAAAAGUUUAGUAAUUACCUCACCGGCAAGGCGCAGCGACUACCGGUUCCGGCCGGUGUCUCGAACACGGAUCAAAGAAAAAUUAAAAAUACUAAGAAAAAUGAAGAUCAAAAUUUAGAAAUAGGGAUCAAGGAGCUGAACAGUAGCUGAAAAGUCGGCGUCUUGGUGCGGAAAGAUGAACAAGAGAGGUCUCGAAGUUCUCAUGCGGACCAAAGUGCGUCCCUCCAUAUCACCACCUUCUCCGAACACAUUUCACAAAAUGAAGACCUCUCCCCGGGAAAGCGCCCCAAUUUCUCCUCCCUCUACACCCUCCGAUUCCGAAAGGGACUUUACUCAAGUAAGGGAUUGGAUGGACUCUGCAAUAUCAAUGAUUAACAAGGCAGAAAUUUUAGAUGCUGCUCUAGAUGAGUUUUCUGAGGGUUAUGUUUGUCUUUCCCAUGAAAGUCGUCGGAAAUUAUUUCUUGCACUUGGCCAAGAUUAUGAUCUCCAACGGGCUCAAGUUUGCAAGCUGAUGAAACAAUAUCUUGGUCUUCAGCUUCCAAGUGAUAAGGCUGAAAACAGUGGGAAUGAAGAGGAAGGGUCACUUUCUGCUUUCUACAGGAUAGAGCGGAAUCUGAGGCAUGCUUUGAAGCCAAUGAAUGAAGUUCUCUUUGAGCGCCUCAAUACGCAUCCCGGAGGGUUGAAGUUCCUAUCUGAUAUGCGGGCUGAUAUUAUUUCGAUUCUCGCGUAAGGUUAUGUCACACGUUGAGUAAUUUUGAUCCUUCCAUCAUUAGUUCUAUGGACGAUUGGACAUGUUUAAUAGUCAAAUUAAAUUCACGAGGAAUGAGAAGGGGUUUCCUGGAACACGGAGGAAAUUAUAAGAAAAUUGAAAGGAAAGAACUUUUGGAGGGGAAUAUAAGAUCUACCUAUAU